Paracoccidioides lutzii Pb01 is the source of this 1521-nucleotide messenger RNA. Its product is annotated as kinase domain-containing protein. Gene Ontology annotation, biological process: protein phosphorylation; regulation of mRNA processing; spliceosomal complex assembly. The record is from RefSeq and is a predicted model, not a curated record. Gene Ontology annotation, molecular function: ATP binding; protein kinase activity. The transcript is spliced from 8 exons. Bases 1 to 1521 code for a protein of 506 amino acids.
AUGGCCUCACAUCACUCACGAGAACAAGGAAUAUUACGUCGUCAUCGAUGGACGUGUCGACAAGCCUACGAUAUUUCCAUCCUGUCACCCGCGGAUGUGCAUCGCCCACCACCACGAGACCCCAGACCCCAGACCCCAGAACUUCGCGUGUCAGGGCAGUUGCUGGAUAAAAAUGGAACUCGCAUCACGUCGGGGCAUUGGUAUCAUGACGGGGAGGUGAGGUUUUCAAAGGAGGAGUUUAACAGUGCUGGGGGGGGGCUGACUCUUUGCCUGCGCAUGCCAAAUGCACAAAACGUGAUACAAACCCUGGACAUUCACCUACAUAAUGAUGCGUCGACUCAUGGCGCCCAUGACGUUCACGCGGAGAAUUUUCCAAUCCACUCCUUUCGCUGCACCAGACGUCUGUGGCUGCGAGUCUUACCGCCGCUGGAUCUAUUGAGGAGGAACGCGCCCCUCGAUAUAACCCAAGCCAUUUCUAACCCCGGUCCGCCUCACAGAUGGCGCUGGCUACCGCGGCGUUAUGUUACAAUCAAGGUCAGCGCGAAUAAUUACGCCGAUAAAAAGUCCGCCGAGACGGAAUUACGUAUCACAGAGCACAUUACAAAAGCGAAUCCCCAACAUGUUGGUUAUGACUUUGUACGAACUCUGCUCGACUCAUUCGAACUACGUGGGCCAUGUGGCACACAUGUGUGCCUGGUCUUUUAUACUUUACGAGAGCCUCUGGAGAUAUUCAAACAACGCUUUCAAAACGACGUGCUGCUACCUUUGGAUGUCCUUAAGCUAAUAGCCACAAUGCUAUGUCUCCAACAACACGGAAGCCGCAUUCUACUUGGAAUACAUGGACUAACGGAAGCACAAGAUCUUAAAUCCGAUAAUAUCCUAGUUGGAUUGAGGGACGAAUCCAUAUUGGAAAUCGUUGCACGCGAGGAAUUUGAGCACCCUCUCCCUCAGAAGAUUCUGGAGGACCGGAUAAUCUAUCUGUCUCGAAAUGAACUUGGCUUGCAGACAAAAGGGAUAGGAAGACCAGUGAUUCCUGAUUUUGGCCUUGCUGUACGUGGGGAUGUAUCUCAUCCGUAUUAUCAUACCAUUCAACCAGACGACUAUCGUGCCCCAGAAAUUAUCCUCACAGCAGGUUGGAGUUACAGCGCAGAUAUAUGGAACGUUGGUGUUCUGUUAUGGGACUUGCUUGAAAAAGAUGGCAUCUUCGAGGCGCUUAAUCCGCACAAAAUGGAGUAUACGAGCGAGAGGCAUCUGGCGCACAUGAUCGCACUAUUGGGACCGCCACCGAAAGAGCUUCUCGACCAAGGAAGCGAGUCCACAAUGUAUUUUGACCAUAGCGGUGCAUUCCGAUAUCCAGAAUUGAUCCCAGAAGGUCUCUCCUUGGUAGAUUCUCUAAAUCAGGUCGAAGGUGAAGACGAAAUAUCAUUCCUCGACUUUAUCAUGAGAAUGUUACGAUGGCAGCCAGAAGAGCGCAGCAGUGCAAAAGACUUACUCGCCGAUCCAUGGCUCAGAAUUAGCUAG